AGCCGGCGGUCGGAGCGAGGACCUGUCGCAGAGACAACGGAGGCGGAAGCGGCCCGAUCCCGGAGGCGGCGGCGGCGGCGGCGGCGGCGGGAGGAGCCGGAGCCGCCUGGGAUGUUCAGAAAAACGAAGUGUCCUUUGGACAAACUCAGGAUGAAACUUAGCACAUGGUAACUGCGCGUGGAUGGAUGUGAGACCCAUCUCCUGCGUGCGACACAGUAGAUCUCGAGUCGGACUAGUUGCUGGAGGAUACUGACCUGCAAGGCUGCCUUCUAGGUUUUUUAACGAAUGACAGCUGCUUAACAUUUGUACGUUUAGGGGAUAGUCUUACUUUACCACCUUCUACUCGCAAAUCUCCAGGGCUUUUCAAAAUAUGAUCAGAUAAGACGGUCUGAAAUGAGUUGAUGGUUAGAAAUCGUGGUGUCAUUUUAGACUUAGCGGAAGUGGAGUACAGGCACGCUUUAUGCAAUUCUAUCAGUUGUGAAAGUGUUGUUAUAAUGUGGAUCUCACAACUUGUAUUGUUUUGGGAUCAGAAAGUAAGUCUGCCAGUUCCGUUUAGCGUUCAUCUUAAAUUACCUCAACUCUGACCUUGCAGAUUCAAAUCUCUCAGUGGUAACUCCCGCUAAGAAACAGUUGGGCGCUGUGUUGAGAAGACAGUGAGGGCGGAGUUUGCCUCCUGUUAGGUGAUACAAGUGAGUACUUGAUGGGGAGGAGGGCGAUACGAGGUGGCUCCACAGCCUUGGUCACAGCCCUGCUGAAAGUGGAGUAGGAAGGGAAAUUUAACUUAUGUUUAUGGGGUAAGUGCAUCGGGCCAUAUCUUUAAACUGUGGGAAGGUUCAUUAGUGGAUAGAACUUGGUAACCAAGUAGACCUAGGGUUGAAACUAUGUAUCCAUCUAUGUAACCUCUCUGGGCCUUAAUUUACUCAUCUGCAAAAAGGAGUAAUGCCUGAUAAUUUACAAGUGGACUUUAAAAAAAGAGAAACAAAGAAAUAUGUGCCCCUGAAACUAUUGCCCUGAGAUAGUCUUUAAACCUUAAACCAAAAAUAUCCCCAGAAGUCAUCUUAAAACCGAACAGCUUAACUAGUAAAAAAGGCCUGCCUUGAGCAGUGCGCGCUUUAGAGAAUUAAUCUGUGUGGGAUCAAACCGACAACAGAUAGGAACCUUAGGGGGCAUGUGAGUUUGUGAUAAUGAGGGAGGAACGACUCAGAAAAGGAGGGUGAGAAUGGUUGCACAAUUCGAAGAACGUAAUCAGUGUCACUAAAUUGUCCAUGUAGAAACUGUUGAAUUCGUGUAUCUUUUGCUGCGUAUGUUCUCAACACCAACAACAAAAUAAAUAAUAUCUAGGGGAAAAAAGACUGCGAAAAUACCUGACAUUUGAAAGACUCUGUCAUGAAACGAGUGCGCACAGAGCAGAUUCAGACGGCAGUGUCCUGCUACCUCAAACGCCGACAGUACGCGGAUUCAGAAGGUCUCCUAAAACAAGGAUUGCGACUGUCACAGACUGCUGAAGAGAUGGCAGCUAACCUCACAGUCCAAUCAGAAUCUGGUUGUGCCAACAUAGUGUCUGCAGCCCCUUGCCAGGCAGAGCCCCAGCAAUACGAAGUACAGUUUGGACGACUACGGAAUUUUCUCACUGAUUCUGAUUCCCAGCACAGCCACGAAGUGAUGCCUCUCCUCUACCCUCUCUUUGUCUACCUCCAUCUCAACCUGGUCCAGAACAGCCCGAAGAGCACAGUGGAAAGUUUCUACAGCCGCUUCCAUGGAAUGUUUUUACAGAACGCUAGCCAGAAGGAUGUCAUUGAGCAGCUACAGACCACUCAGACCACCCAGGACAUCCUGUCUAACUUCAGACUUCGAGCAUUCCUAGACAACAAGUACGUGGUCCGUCUCCAAGAAGACAGCUACAACUACCUUAUCCGCUACCUCCAGAGCGACAACAACACUGCCCUGUGCAAAGUCCUCUCCUUACAUAUUCACCUUGAUGUGCAGCCUGCCAAGAGAACAGACUACCAGCUCUAUGGCAGCGGCAGCUCCUCACGUGGUGAGAGCAGCGGCUUAGAGCCCAGUGACAUGCCCACCCCUGUUCUGCAGAAUGAGGCCGCCCUGGGGGUCUUGCAGGAAAGCAUUCGGCGAGUCAAGGAUGGGCCUCCCUCACUUACUACCAUCUGUUUCUAUGCCUUCUAUAACACAGAGCAGCUGCUGAACACUGCAGAAAUUUCCCCAGAUAGCAAGCUGCUUGCCGCCGGCUUUGACAACUCCUGUGUAAAACUUUGGAGUUUACGAUCCAAGAAGUUAAAGUCAGAACCCCACCAAGUAGACGUGUCCCGCAUCCACUUGGCUUGUGAUAUUCUCGAGGAGGAGGAUGAUGAGGAUGACAGCGCAGGUGCGGAAAUGAAGAUACUGAGAGGACAUUGUGGGCCUGUGUACAGAGCAAGGUUCCUGUCAGACAGCUCAGGGUUGCUCUCUUGUUCUGAAGACAUGUCCAUUAGAUACUGGGACCUCGGAAGUUUCACCAACACUGUGUUAUACCAAGGGCAUGCCUACCCUGUGUGGGACCUAGACAUCAGCCCCUACAGUCUGUACUUCGCCAGUGGCUCCUACGAUCGCACUGCAAGGCUGUGGUCAUUUGACCGGACUUACCCACUGAGAAUAUAUGCAGGGCACCUGGCAGACGUUGACUGUGUCAGAUUCCACCCUAAUUCUAACUACUUAGCUACCGGCUCAACCGACAAGACCGUCCGACUGUGGAGUGCUCAGCAGGGGAACUCCGUGAGGCUCUUCACGGGCCACCGAGGGCCUGUGCUUUCUCUUGCAUUUUCUCCCAACGGUAAGUACCUGGCAUCCGCUGGCGAGGACCAGAGGUUGAAGCUGUGGGACUUGGCGUCUGGAACCCUUUAUAAAGAGUUGAGAGGCCACACGGACAACAUCACUAGCCUUACAUUCAGCCCGGACAGCAGCCUGAUUGCCUCGGGCUCCAUGGACAACUCUGUACGCGUUUGGGACAUCAGGAACACUUACUGCAGUGCUCCUGCUGACGGCUCCUCCAGUGAACUCGUGGGCGUGUACACCGGGCAGAUGAGUAAUGUGCUGAGUGUACAGUUUAUGGCCUGUAACCUUCUUUUAGUGACGGGGAUUACACAAGAAAAUCAGGAACAUUAAUUUUUAAUUUUUGUGUUAAUGGAUUGGGGCAGUGGUGGAAGGCCUCAGGAUUGCAAGUCUUACUACAGACUGAGAUUAAAUCACUGACUGACUGUGAAGACACUUCCUGCUCUUCCCUUCUCCUGCUGGUGGACAUCCUCAGUGUCCACAGCUUCAUUCCGCCCCGCCCCCGCCAUGUCGAAGGACUGAGGUGGGGGAGCUAGGCGGUGAUGAGUGCCGGUGAGAGCAAGAACUAAGAUGCUGCUGAGGUCACGAAGGCCCACUGUGACCUUGUGUGAGUGUCUUAGUGUCUCUGCCUCACCUCUCCUGUCUGCAGACUGAGAUAACACUUACCUCACCGGGGUGCAGGAUUUGGUGAGAGGAUGACUGCAGAGCGCGUCCGGGAUAGUAGUGCUGCAGAUGUUAUCGGCCACUCUGGUUGAGGGGAAAUCCUUGUUGGUUUAGGAAUGCCGUGGGGGGAAUGAGGAAGGGGAGGCAGAUAAUCCUGGUGAAAAGUCUUUCCUUUUCCCUAAUUACAGAGAAACAGGAUUUAUUAUUGCUAUUGUAAUUGUAAUAAUUAUUGUUAUUAUGGAGAAGAGGCUAUCUAGCACUGGCAGAGGGUACCUUCUCUGCUUUUAUCUUUCAGGUUUGACUCCUGGCACUGGCUGUGAUACUUGGAAUUUCGAGGUUCAGGGAAAUUAGAGAAUUUGGUAGCACAGUGUAUUGGGAGAAAGGGAGAAUUUCUGGGUGACAGAUUGAUCACUCUGCUGACUUGUUUCUAGAAGCAGGUGGGUGGAUUUGAUGGGGAGAGCUGUGGAAUCUCGCAGUGACAGUGGGACAGAAAGAUUGUUUUCAUGGCUGCACUUCUGUUAGUAAUUAUCUCCCCUGGAAAGAGUGACUGUGGUAAAGAAAUGAAAAUAAAUUUAAAUUUUAAGUCCCAAGAUAGAAAAUACUGAAUUUCAGAUGACUGCUUCUUCUGAGGCGUGGCUCUUCCACACCUCUUUGCCCUGAGAGCACCCUGCUCCCACCUCCUGCACUGCAGUACCGUAACGAACACUUUGUGAAGCAAAUCGUGAGAACGCGCACGCCUAUGAAACUGCUCUGAGCAUAGAGCACGCCUAAUUUGUGGAAAAAGGAUUAAAUAUUUCUGUUUUCUGAAAAGA
Messenger RNA from Loxodonta africana (African savanna elephant), 4298 nucleotides. It is a transcript of the gene TAF5L, whose product is annotated as TATA-box binding protein associated factor 5 like. Gene Ontology annotation, biological process: regulation of DNA-templated transcription. The transcript has 6 exons. The coding region runs from base 1387 to 3156 and encodes 589 amino acids. NCBI's taxonomy places the organism in Eukaryota, Metazoa, Chordata, Mammalia, Proboscidea, Elephantidae. Gene Ontology annotation, molecular function: protein binding; transcription coactivator activity. The record is from RefSeq and is a predicted model, not a curated record. Gene Ontology annotation, cellular component: nuclear protein-containing complex; histone acetyltransferase complex.